UUUCAGAGAUUGAGGACAUCAUCUCCAAAAGUGAUCUAGUUUGUCCAGGUCCUCCUAAGAUCUAUCAGCUGAAAACAAAGAAAGAGAAGAUUAAAUCUCUGACCAAAGUAACUGUUGGAGAAAAAAACGAGAACAAACUAAAAACCAUCUUGCUUGUUGGUGAAACAGGAGCUGGAAAAUCUAAUCUAGUCAAUGCUUUGUUCAACUACGCUGAGGGUGUAAAAUUUGAGGAUGAGAUCUGGUUUAAGAUAGUUGAGGAGAAAGAGGACAGAAGUCAGACAGGAAAUCGGACAUCAGAUGUAGUCGUCUAUCAGAUAUAUGAUUCUGAGGAUCAAACUCUGCCAUUCUCUCUGACCAUCAUUGAUACUCCUGGAUAUGGAGAUGCAGGGUUGCAACAACAAUUACUGGAAUUAUUCCAAUCAGAUGAUGGAAUCCAUGAAGUUCAUGCAGUAGGACUGGUCAUGAAGGAGGAUGGGAAUCCAGUCAGUGACCAACUGAAGAACAUCUAUGAUUUCAUUUUGUCCCAGUUUGGAAAAGAUGUGGAGAAAAACAUUGUAGCUCUCCUGACAAACUCAAAUGGAAAACAACCUAAAAAGAUUCUUCAGGCUCUUGAAGCUGCAAGCAUCAAAUGCGCCAAAAAUGUUAAAAAUCAGACAGUUUAUUUCCAGUUUGAUAACUGCCAGGAUGAAGAAAGAACAGAAGAUUCAGAAUUAUCAAUAGAAAAUGCCUGGAGAGUAACAGAAAGAGGAAUGAAACAGCUCACAGCCUUUCUGGAAAAAUCUUCACCUCAGCAGAAGAAGGUCGUGUUGAAAGCACAGAAAGAUCAGAUCAGACUGACGGCCUGCAUCCAAAACCUGCAGGAGAGAAUAAAGUUUAAUGAGUUAAAACUGAGAGAUGUUAGAAUGACUGAAGAGGCUCUUUGUAACAGAAAACAGAAGUGGAAAAAUUAUAAGAAGACAAAGUUAACUAUUCCAGAGACCUAUAAAGAUGCAGAGCCUCUUACAGAUAAGAGAUUUGGUUUUGAAACAGCUUUCUGCUGUUUGCGCUGUCAGGAGAACUGUCACUAUCCUGGCUGUAUGACCGCCUUAGAUUGUCAACAGUGUGAGGUGAUGAUAAAUGGAGAAUGUACCUCAUGUACCAACAAGUGUUCUGCAGGAGAACAUGGGGAAAAAAACUGGCGAUUUGUGAUCAGGACCCAGAAAGUUCUGAAAAAUAAAGACGAACUACAACAACUAUAUAAAGGGGAACAGAGAAUAGAAGAGAAAAAUCUUUUAGAGAGACUUCAAACUAAGAAAACAGAACUGACAGCAGAGAAGAGACGACUGAUAAAUGAAGCAUACAGGCUUUUCAUGAAACUGUAUGAGUUAGCUAAGAAUGAUGAUUCGAAUGAUGACUCAGCAUCCACUUGUGUAAUUUUGGACUACCUUAUCAAGAAGAUGAAGGGACAAUGGGAUGAAGAAACGCUGCAGCAACUGGAGGAAAUAUACAGCGGAAUGGACCAAGGAACCAGAACAUCGCUACAAUACAGGAUGGAAGUGACUUCAUCUAAUCAGGAGGCCUUGAGAUCAGAAGGUGUUCAAAUCCAUCGUGGACCUCCUUCUGUCUACCAGCUGAUACCAAAGAAAGAGAGGAUUGGAACUUUGACCAGAGUGACGGUUGGUGAGAAAGAUGAGAAUAAGACCAAUAAAACAAUCUUAUUUGUUGGCGAAACUGGGACAGGAAAGUCCACCUUGAUCAACACUCUGUUCAACUAUGCUAAUCAUGAUGAGUCACUGUCUGUUUAUGUGAUCCUGGAAUUCCUUAUCAAGAAGAUGAAGGGACAAAAGGAUGAAGAAAAGCUGCUGGAACUGGACUCAAUAUACAGCAGAAUGGACGAGGGAACCAGAAUAGCAUUACAAGACAGGAUGGGAAUAACCUUAUUUAAUCAGGAAGCUUUGAUAUCAGAAAGUGUUCAAAUCCAUCAUGGGCCUCCUUCUAUCUACCAGCUGAUACCAAAGAAAGAGAUGAUUGGAACUUUGACCAGAGUGACGGCUGGUGAGAAAGAUGAGAACAAGAUCAAUAAAACCAUCUUAUUAGUUGGCGAAACAGGAGCAGGAAAGUCCACCUUGAUUAAUGCUCUGUUCAACUAUGCUGUGGGAGUGAAGUUUGAGGAUGAAGUUUGGUUUCAGAUCGUAGAAGAGGAAAGAAGUCAAUCACAAAGUCAGACAUCAGAUUUGAUCGUCUAUCAGAUUUUCGGUUUUGAAGGCCAAAGUCUGCCGUUCUCUCUGACCAUCAUCGAUACUCCUGGAUUUGGAAACACCAGAGGAUUGGAAAAAGAUAACUCUGUCAGCAGAAGAUUGUUGGACUUGUUCAGAUCAGAAGAUGGAGUUCAUGAGAUCAAUGCAGUGGGUCUGGUGAUGAAGGCCAGUGAUAACCGACUGAAUGGCAGACUGAGGUACAUCUUCAAUUCAGUGAUGUCUUUGUUUGGAAAAGACCUGGAGAAUAACAUUGUAGCUCUGGUCACUCAUUCUGAUGGGAGACGACCUGAAAAUGUGCUAAACGCCUUGGAAGAUGCAGAAAUUAAAUGUUCCACAGAUGAGAUGAAUCAGCCUGUUCACUUCAUGUUUAAUAAUCAACAGAUCAAACAGAGAAACAGAACAGAUAAAGAUCAGGAUGGUUCAAAAUACUUCUGGGACUUUACUAAUGAAGAGAUGGGUCGUUUGAGAGACUUUCUGACAAAAACCAAACCUCAGCCUCUAAAAACAACUGUGUAG
Cyprinodon variegatus (sheepshead minnow) is the source of this 2753-nucleotide messenger RNA. RefSeq lists its product as uncharacterized. The coding region runs from base 462 to 2753 and encodes 763 amino acids. The transcript is spliced from 4 exons. Gene Ontology annotation, molecular function: GTP binding. The record is from RefSeq and is a predicted model, not a curated record. NCBI's taxonomy places the organism in Eukaryota, Metazoa, Chordata, Actinopteri, Cyprinodontiformes, Cyprinodontidae.